This is a messenger RNA of Alternaria rosae, 1416 nucleotides long. RefSeq lists its product as uncharacterized. The record is from RefSeq and is a predicted model, not a curated record. The transcript is spliced from 4 exons. The coding region runs from base 260 to 1156 and encodes 298 amino acids. NCBI's taxonomy places the organism in Eukaryota, Fungi, Ascomycota, Dothideomycetes, Pleosporales, Pleosporaceae.
AUCACCAUGAGAAGUUUACACGACUUGGAACAAGGUGUACGCGACACGUGUAUUCGAACGUUGAUCCUGGCACGCGCGAAGGUUGCGGUAGAGAAGAGGUAAUGCUUAGACAACGAUACUGAGUAGCCAAACAACCUAACAUAGUACGCGAAGUGAGCGUGCGGCAGCAAAACAUGAGUGGCUAUCAACAGCGGAGAAAACGACGAAAGUACAGGCCAAGCUCGAAACAUCCUGUAAGCAGUACUCAAAAGCCUGGAACAUGCUAUGCUCUGCAAUGAUGCAAGAGCUACUGCCUGUCGAGAUUCGCGAGAUGAUAUAUGCACAGAUCUGGGAUGUGGAAUACCUCAACACGACAAGACAGCAAAGCCUGCAGUCCAGCUCUCCAGGCCACUCCGAUCCGAGGUGCCAAUCACAUGUCGUUCUGCCCGACUUCAUGGGCAAAGAGACAGCACUGGAGAUGGUGCAGGCAUGGUACGAAGCAGCAGCUAGACUCAUGCCAGACACCUUCACGAUCUCUGAUACCCAAGAGUCGAUUCAACAAGCCGUAUGUGAAGAUCGUUUCCAGGUCGGCCUAGACCCAGCAACAGUUCUUCGGACUCUUACCAUUGAUUUCGACGAGACCACAUCCAGGAUCAGUAGUCCGUAUUGCAAGUGGCUAGACGCAGACACGCGCCGGAAGUCUUUCGAUCUUCUUCACCGGAUCAAGAAAAAGAGUGGUUUUCGACUCAACUUCCGUAUAUGCACUCCCAAGUUCCGAUUGAACUGCUGGCCCGACUUCUUCGAUCUCAUGCAGCCCAUAGUCAAGACCUUUGACGACGAAGGAGCUAUCGUCGACGUUCACGCUAUACAUUGUGGCCAUGCCCGGUAUCCCGCACCGUAUGUCUGUGUGGACUUGAACAGCAUCGUUAGAGGCUAUGAUCCAGCGACGUGGAAGAAGAGCGUAAGCGAAUAUCUUGACUCGAUAUGUUUCUGUCGGAUUAGACAUCAAGAUAGACAUUAUCGCGGGGAGGAUGAGCCGGGUUACGAUCCAGACGAUGGGGAGGAGGACUAUUGGGACAGGGGCUUGCACGAGGAUACAGGUUUACGACCUUCUGAUUUUGAUAGAGGGUUGUCAAGACACAAUUGUGGUUGCGAUGGCAGCGGGAGGCGAUGGUAAUUGGGGUUCUGCUCGUGUGUCGUACGCGAUGUCGAUUGGAGCCGUCACAUAUCCGGGGGCUGCGGGGAAAUGCUAGACAAGAAGGCGGUGACGAAAACUUCAACGUCUAUGGAUGGAUGCGAAGCCUUCUUCAGUAGUUACAGCUCGCUGCAUUCCCAGGGUUGUUGCUGAGACAAGGAUUCGGAAUGUUCCGAGGUUGCCGCUGUGCCGAAGUCGACGAACAUACAGUCAUCCCAAGUCUUAACUUCUUAACCUCCAUA